AUGGAAUCCGCGCUGCGAGAACGCGAGCGAUUGGAGUAUUGCUUGAAGUAUCGCGGUUUACGUCCGAGCGACGACGACGCGAGCGCUCUGAGCGCGCUCACGAUACUAACGUGCGAGCAAACGCGAGGGAUGAACGUGUCGAGCGUGAAGUUAAAUCCGGUAUGGGGAGACCUAGUGUGCGUCGCGUACGGCGAGUUUAGUUUUGCGGGGGCGAAUCGGGAAACGCGUGAAAAGGGCGCGCUGGCUUUUUGGUCGAUUAGAUCGGAAGCACCCCUGUGCGUCUUACGACUCGAAAGUGGUGUGAUGUCCAUAGAUUGGUCGCGUCGCGAUCCGAACUUACUCGCCGUGGGGUGUUACGACGGUGAAGUAUUCGUUUACGACGUUGGAGAAUUUGUGUCGCGCGAUGGCUCGGCGACGACGAGCGAUUCGACGACGAUGACGACGACGACUCGACGUGGUCAAAUCACGUCGAGCGAGCAAAGACACAGCGAUCCGGUGUGGGCGGUCACGUGGGUUGCGGUGAAAGCAACCGAUGGAUUCGAAGACGAAGAGAAUGUGGAUACGGUAACCGCUCUGGUCUCGGCGUCGACGGAUGGCAAAGUUAUGCGAUGGGAUUUGCGCGAUGGCUUGUACGGGACGGAGGUGCUCGCCGUGCGGUGGUCGCCGCCGGGUGUCGAGAACGAUGGAGCCGUGAGCUCGAAGGCGAGUGAGACGCGCGGGGGGGAUCUUGUUCAGCACAGCGGGGUGAUGUGUCUGGACUUUUCGUCGGAUGCAAAGUACUACGUCGUCGGAACGGAGGAAGGGAAAAUCCACAAAUGUUCCUUGUCGUACUCUGAUCAAUACUUGGCCUCGUACGCCUCACACGUCGGUCCUGUGUACGCGAUCAAGUUCAAUCCGUUCCACGAACGCGUUUUCGUGACGUGCUCUGCGGAUUGGACGGUGCGCGUUUUUCUCGAUGAUACUCAAAGAGACGACGACGCAUUUGCGUCCAUCGACGAGGCAUCAUCACGAUUGAAAGCAUCGAGCCUGAUUCAGCCUCGCGUUGUGAUCGAGUACAGCCAACAGCCCAUCAAUGCCGUGGACUGGAGCCCAUGGUGCGCGACAGAAUUCGCACUGGUGACGGACGCCGGGACGAUCGAGAUUUGGGAUUUGGCAUCCUCCUCGGUGGUGCCAAAACAUGAACUUUCAAUCACAGACGAUAAAACAGCCGCGGUGAGCGUGACAUACGCGCAUGACGCGCCAGUCAUUCUCGUCGGUUGCGCAUCAGGAUCGACGCACGUGUUGCGCAUGAAAUGGCGAGACCCUACGGAAGGCAUCGCUGCUAAAGAGACUCAACGCGAGCGCCUUGAAGAGGUUUUAGGCACGUCGAUAAAAUCGUGA
Messenger RNA from Ostreococcus lucimarinus CCE9901, 1380 nucleotides. RefSeq lists its product with no specific name. Gene Ontology annotation, cellular component: axonemal dynein complex. Gene Ontology annotation, biological process: cilium movement. Gene Ontology annotation, molecular function: dynein light chain binding; dynein heavy chain binding. The transcript has a single exon. Lineage: Eukaryota; Viridiplantae; Chlorophyta; Mamiellophyceae; Mamiellales; Bathycoccaceae. The record is from RefSeq and is a predicted model, not a curated record. Bases 1 to 1380 code for a protein of 459 amino acids.